Messenger RNA from Carlito syrichta (Philippine tarsier), 11504 nucleotides. It is a transcript of the gene MAP1B, whose product is annotated as microtubule associated protein 1B. Bases 47 to 7186 code for a protein of 2379 amino acids. The transcript has 6 exons. Gene Ontology annotation, molecular function: microtubule binding; actin binding. Gene Ontology annotation, biological process: regulation of microtubule depolymerization; dendrite development; microtubule cytoskeleton organization. Gene Ontology annotation, cellular component: microtubule; microtubule associated complex; neuronal cell body. NCBI's taxonomy places the organism in Eukaryota, Metazoa, Chordata, Mammalia, Primates, Tarsiidae. The record is from RefSeq and is a predicted model, not a curated record.
GGACAGAUUUACAGACUGAAAAACAAAGCCUUCUUGACGGACCCAAAUGAACAUGAGACUUAAAAGGAGUCUCUGCAAAGUGGAAUUCAGGACAGUGCUUUCCAAAGAGGAGGGAAAUCACCCAAAUGAGAGGAAUGGACAAAAGAUCCUUCAUCACCGAAGUGACGUUUUAGAAACGGUGGUCCUGAUCAACCCUUCCGAUGAAGCCGUCAGCACGGAGGUGCGCUUAAUGAUCACGGACGCCGCCCGACACAAGCUGCUCGUGCUGACUGGGCAGUGCUUUGAAAACACCGGAGAGCUUAUCCUCCAGUCCGGCUCUUUCUCCUUCCAGAACUUCAUAGAGAUUUUCACCGAUCAAGAGAUUGGGGAGUUACUGAGCACCACCCAUCCUGCCAACAAAGCCAGCUUGACCCUGUUCUGUCCCGAAGAAGGAGACUGGAAGAACUCCAAUCUUGACCGACACAAUCUCCAAGACUUCAUCAAUAUCAAACUCAACUCAGCUUCUAUAUUGCCAGAAAUGGAAGGACUUUCUGAGUUUACCGAGUAUCUCUCCGAGUCGGUGGAAGUCCCAUCUCCCUUCGACAUCCUGGAACCUCCCACCUCGGGGGGAUUUCUAAAGCUCUCCAAGCCCUGCUGUUACAUUUUUCCAGGAGGCAGGGGCGAUUCCGCCUUGUUUGCAGUGAAUGGGUUCAAUAUGCUCAUCAACGGCGGAUCCGAGAGAAAAUCCUGCUUCUGGAAGCUCAUCCGACACUUGGACCGAGUGGACUCCAUCCUGCUCACCCACAUUGGGGAUGACAAUCUGCCUGGAAUCAACAGCAUGCUACAGCGGAAAAUUGCAGAGCUGGAGGAAGAACAGUCCCAGGGCUCCACCACAAAUAGUGACUGGAUGAAAAACCUCAUCUCCCCUGACUUAGGAGUUGUAUUUCUCAACGUACCUGAAAAUCUGAAAAACCCAGAGCCAAACAUCAAGAUGAAGAGAAGCAUAGAAGAGGCUUGUUUCACUCUCCAGUACCUAAAUAAAUUGUCCAUGAAGCCAGAACCUCUGUUUAGAAGUGUAGGCAACACCAUCGAUCCUGUCAUUCUUUUCCAGAAAAUGGGAGUGGGUAAACUUGAGAUGUAUGUGCUUAAUCCAGUCAAGAGCAGCAAGGAGAUGCAGUACUUUAUGCAGCAGUGGACUGGCACUAACAAAGACAAGGCUGAAUUCAUCCUGCCUAACGGCCAAGAAGUCGACCUCCCAAUUUCCUAUCUAACUUCCGUCUCUUCUUUGAUUGUGUGGCAUCCAGCAAACCCUGCAGAGAAAAUCAUCCGAGUCCUGUUUCCUGGAAACAGCACCCAGUACAAUAUCCUGGAAGGGCUGGAAAAGCUCAAACACUUGGACUUCUUGAAGCAGCCACUGGCCACCCAAAAAGAUCUCACUGGCCAGGCUCCCACUGGUGCCUCGAAACAGGUGAAACUGAAGCAGAGGGCUGACAGCCGAGAGAGUCUGAAGCCAGCUGCAAAACCACUUCCCAGCAAAACCGUGCGCAAAGAAUCUAAAGAGGAAACGCCCGAGGUCACCAAAGCGAAUCACGCAGAAAAGCCACCCAAAGUUGAAAGCAAAGAGAAGGUAACCGUGAAAAAAGACAAGCCAGUCAAAACAGAGCCCAAACCGCCAGCGGCCGAGAAGGACGUGCCCGGCAAAGAAGAGCCGUCGCCAGUGAAAGCCGAGGCAGCUGAAAAGCAAGCCACGGAUGUCAAACCCAAAGCCACCAAGGAGAAGACAGUGAAAAAGGACACAAAGGUGAAACCCGAGGAAAAGAAAGAGGAGAAGGAGAAGCCAAAGAAAGAAGUGGCUAAGAAGGAAGACAAAACGCCCGUGAAGAGGGAGGAAAAGCCAAAAAAGGAGGAGGUGAAGAAGGAAGUCAAAAGGGAAGUCAAGAAAGAGGAGAAAAAAGAACCCAAGAAAGAGGCGAAGAAGGAAACGCCGCUGAAGGAAGCCAAGAAGGAUGUUAAGAGGGAAGAAAGGAAGGAAAUUAGGAAGGAGGAAAAGGAGCCCAAGAAAGAAAUUAAGAAGCUCCCUAAAGACACGAAGAAAUCUUCCGCUCCUCUAGCCGAAGCAAAAAAGCCGGCUGCGCUAAAACCAAAAGUCCCCAAGAAGGAAGAGUCCGUCAAGAAAGAUUCCGCUGCUCCUGGGAAGCCAAAGGAGAAGGGGAAGAUUAAAGUCGUUAAGAAGGAAAGCAAGACAGCCGAGGCUGCCACCGCAGCCGCUGGCGCCGCGGUGGCCGCGGCCAGGGUAGCCGCCACUGGCCCUGCCAAAGACCUCGAAGCGGAGCGGUCCCUGAUGUCGUCUCCCGAGGAUCUCACCAAGGACUUCGAAGAGUUAAAGGCCGAAGAGGUCGACGUGACGAGGGACAUCAAGCCUCAGCUGGAGCUCCUCGAAGACGAGGCGCGAUGGAAGGAGACGGAGCCGGUGGAAGCCUACGUCACCCAGAAGGAGACGGAGGUCGUCAGAGGCCCUGCCGAGUCCCCCGACGAGGGCAUCACCACCACCGAAGGGGAGGGCGAGUGUGAGCAAACGCCUGAGGACUUGGAGCCGGCCGGGAAGCAGGGGGUGGAUGACACUGAGAGGUUUGAGGACGAAGGCGCCGGUUUCGAAGAAUCCUCGGAGACCGGAGACUACGAAGAGAAGGCCGAGACCGAGGAGGCUGAGGAGCCAGAAGAGGACGCCGAGGAAAGCGUGUGCGCGCGCGCCUCCAAACACAGCCUCCUGGAGGACGAGGAGAGCACCAAGGCGGAGGCCGACGUGCACCUCCAGGCGAAGAGGGAGUCUGUGGCCAGUGGGGAUGACCGGGCGGAAGAAGACAUGGAUGAGGCGACGGCCAAAGGAGAGGCGGAGCCGUCGGAGGAGGAGGCCGAGGAGGAGGACAAGGCGGAGGACGCCAGGGAAGACGACGAGUCCGAAAACAUCGAAGCCGAAGAUUACGUGAUGGCCGUGGUGGACAAGGCCGCAGAGGCCGGGGGAGCCGAGGAUCAGUAUGGAUUCCUCACGGCGGCAGCCAGGCCACCCGGAGCCCAGGCUCCCGGCCGAGAACCUGCAUCUUCCAUUCACGACGAGACCUUACCCGGAGGCUCCGAGAGCGAGGCCACCGCUUCCGACGAGGACAAUCGGGAAGACCAGCCCGAGGAGUUCACGGCCACCUCCGGCUACACCCAGUCCACCAUCGAGAUCUCCAGCGAGCCCACCCCCAUGGACGAGAUGUCCACUCCUCGGGACGUGCUGAGUGACGAGACCAACAAUGAAGAGACAGAGUCCCCGUCUCAGGAAUUCAUGCACGUCACCAAGUACGAGUCGCCGCCGUAUACGCAGGAAUACCCCAGGCCUGCUGCCGCCUCGCUCAAUGGGUUCUCGGAAGGGUCAAAAACGGACGCCACCGAGGGCAAGGAUUACAACGCUUCAGCCUCCACCAUCUCGCCGCCCUCGUCUAUGGAGGAAGACAGAUUCAGCAGAUCUGCUCUUCGGGACGCUUACUGCUCCGACGUGAGAGCCAGUGCCAGGUUGGAGAUCAAAGACACCGUCUCGGCAGUUUCAGGCGACACACUUAGCCCGUCCAAGAGCCCGUCCCUGAGUCCUUCCCCGCCGUCACCCAUAGAAAAGACCCCCCUAGGUGAACGCAGUGUGAACUUCUCUCUGACACCCAAUGAGAUUAAAGUUUCUGCAGAGGCCGAGGCAGUCUCGGUGUCUCCUGAGGUGACCCAAGAAGUCGUUGAAGAACACUGCGCUAGUCCUGAGGAUAAGACUCUGGAAGUGGUGUCGCCAUCUCAGUCUGUGACUGGCAGUGCUGGCCACACACCUUACUACCAAUCUCCCACCGACGAGAAAUCCAGUCACCUCCCUACAGAAGUCUCGGGAAAACCACCGGCAGUUCCAGUGACCUUUGAAUUCAGCGAGGCCAAAGACGAGAAUGAAAGGGCUUCAAUAAGCCCCAUGGAUGAGCCCGUGCCUGACUCCGAGUCCCCUAUGGAGAAAGUCUUGUCUCCUCUGCGCAGUCCACCCCUGAUUGGGUCCGAGCCUGCAUAUGACAGUUUUCUAAGGGCUGAUGGCAAGGCUUCUGGCAGAUAUACCGAAAGCCCCUUUGGAGAAAAGAAUGGAAAACAAGGCUCUCCCGACCAAGUGAGCCCAGUUUCUGAAACGACUGCCACUGGUCAUUACCACGACAGACAGGAAGGGAAAAGCACAGACUUUAUACCAAUAAAGGAAGACUUGGGUCAAGAAAAGAAGACCGAUGAUGUUGAAGCCAUCCGUUCUCAGCCAGCAUUGGCUUUGGAUGAGAGGAAGUUAGGAGGGGAUGUUUCUCCAACCCAGAUCGACGUCAGCCAGUUCGGAUCUCUUAAAGAAGACACCAAGAUGUCCAUUUCUGAAGGCACCGUCUCAGACAAGUCGGCGACCCCUGUGGAUGAGGGGGUGGCAGAAGACACGUACUCUCACAUGGAGGGCGUGGCCUCCGUCUCCACAGCCUCCGUGGCUACAAGCUCCUUUCCAGAGCCAACCACAGACGACGCGUCGCCUUCUCUGCAUGCCGAGGUUGGCUCCCCACAUUCCACAGAAGUAGAUGACUCCCUCUCAGUGUCUGUGGUGCAAACGCCCACCGCCUUCCAGGAAACAGAAAUGUCUCCAUCAAAAGAAGAAUGCCCGAGACCCAUGUCAAUCUCUCCGCCAGACUUCUCCCCUAAAACUGCCACAUCUAGGACACCGGUUCAAGAUCACAGGUCUGAACAGUCUUCAAUGUCUAUUGAAUUCGGCCAAGAAUCUCCUGAGCACUCCCUGGCCAUGGACUUCAGUCGACAGUCUCCAGAUCACCCGACGAUGGGUGCAGGUGUGCUUCACAUCACUGAAAACGGGCCGACUGAAGUGGACUACAGUCCUUCUGACAUGCAGGACUCCAGUUUGUCACAUAAGAUCCCACCUAUGGAAGAGCCAUCCUACACUCAAGAUAACGAUCUUUCUGAGCUCAUCUCAGUGUCUCAGGUAGAGGCUUCCCCAUCCACCUCCUCUGCUCACACCCCUUCUCAGAUCGCCUCUCCGCUCCAAGAAGAUACUCUGUCUGAUGCCGCUCCUCCCAGAGAUAUGUCCUUGUAUGCCUCGCUCACCUCUGAAAAGGUGAAAAGUCUGGAGGGAGAGAAGCUCUCUCCAAAAUCUGAUAUCUCUCCACUCACCCCACGGGAGUCCUCUCCUUUAUAUUCGCCUAGUUUUUCAGAUUCUACCUCUGCAGCCAAGGAGAACACGGUGGCUCGCCACACUUCCUCUUCUCCGCCCGUGGAUGCAGCGUCCGCAGAGCCCUAUGGCUUCCGUGCCUCGAUGUUAUUUGAUACGAUGCAACACCACCUGGCCUUGAAUAGAGAUUUGACCACAUCUGGCAUGGAGAGGGACAAUGGAGGGAAGACCCCUGGUGACUUUAGCUAUGCCUAUCCAAAGUCGGAGAAAACAACCAGGUUGCCAGAUGAAGAAGACUGCGACUAUGGGUCUUACCGGAAAACCACCCGGACCCCAGACAUGGUCGGCUAUUACUAUGAGAAGACAGAGAGAACCACAAAAUCCCCGGGUGACAGCGACUACUCCUAUGAGACCAUUGAGAAAACCACCAAGACCCCUGAAGAUGGCGGGUAUGCCUACGAAAUUACUGAGAAGACCACACGGACCCCCGAAGUCAGUGGUUAUAGCUACGAGAAGACUGAGAGGUCUAGACGGCUCCUGGAUGACAUCAGCAAUGGCUAUGAUGACUCUGAGGAUGGCGGCCACCCACUCGGGGACUCCAGCUACUCUUAUGAGACCACUGAGAAAAUUGCCAGUUUCCCGGAGUCUGAAAGUUACUCCUACGGGACGUCGAUAACAACCGCACGAACCCCCGAUGCAUCCACGUACUGUUACGAGACUACAGAGAAAAUCACCAGAACCCCCCAGGCGUCCACGUAUGCCUACGAGACCUCAGACCGAUGCUACACCGCAGAAAAGAAGUCCCCCUCGGAAGCCCGCCAGGACGUCGAUCUCUGCCUCGUGUCCUCCUGUGAGUAUAAGCACCCCAAGACCGAGCUUUCGCCCUCCUUCAUUAAUCCCAACCCUCUUGAGUGGUUUGCCAGUGAAGAGGCCCCUGAGGAAUCCGAAAGGCCCCUCACUCAAUCCGGGGGCGCCCCGCCGCCCCCGGGAGGAAAGCAGCAGGGCCGACAGUGUGACGAGACCCCUCCCACCUCGGUCAGCGAGUCAGCCCCGUCCCAGACCGACUCUGACGUGCCCCCCGAGACGGAAGAGUGCCCCUCCAUCACGGCCGAUGCCAACAUUGACUCUGAGGAUGAGUCGGAAACCAUCCCCACAGACAAAACCGUGACGUACAAGCACAUGGACCCACCUCCAGCCCCCAUGCAAGACCGCAGCCCUUCUCCGCGCCACCCUGACGUGUCCAUGGUGGACCCAGAGGCCUUGGCCAUUGAGCAGAACCUGGGCAAAGCUCUGAAGAAAGAUCUGAAAGAAAAGACCAAAACCAAAAAGCCAGGCACAAAGACCAAGUCGUCUUCGCCUGUCAAAAAGAGCGAUGGCAAAUCCAAGCCACUGGCUGCUUCGCCCAAGCCAGGGACCUUGAAAGAGUCUUCGGAUAAGGUGUCCCGAGUGGCUUCACCUAAGAAGAAAGAAUCUGUGGAAAAAGCCACGAAAACCACCGCCACUCCCGAGGUCAAAGCCGCACGUGGGGAAGAGAAAGACAAGGAGACCAAGAACGCUGCCAAUGCUUCCGCGUCCAAGUCGGUAAAGACCGCCACCGCAGGACCAGGAACCACCAAGACGGCCAAGUCCUCAGCCGUGCCUCCAGGCCUCCCUGUGUAUUUGGACCUGUGCUAUAUUCCCAACCACAGCAAUAGUAAGAACGUUGACGUCGAAUUUUUCAAGAGAGUGAGGUCAUCCUACUACGUGGUGAGUGGGAAUGACCCUGCCGCCGAGGAGCCCAGCCGGGCUGUCCUGGAUGCCUUGCUGGAGGGAAAGUCUCAAUGGGGCAGCAACAUGCAGGUGACGCUGAUCCCAACUCAUGACUCAGAAGUGAUGAGGGAAUGGUACCAGGAGACCCACGAGAAACAGCAGGACCUCAACAUCAUGGUGUUAGCAAGCAGCAGCACGGUGGUUAUGCAAGAUGAGUCCUUCCCUGCAUGCAAGAUUGAACUGUAAAAACCAAGACCGGCCACACCACAGGAUUUAAACUUUGUUUUCAGAAAUUCUUCGAUUUGAAACCACCUUUUCUAAAAGUCAAUUCGUCUGAUUACGUCGCUGAACAAUGACCUGCCAAAUGCUAUACUGUGUCUUGGUGAUCCAAGUCACUAACAUUUCUCAGUUUUUGCCGAUUGCUAAGGGAAGUAACAAUAUUCCCACAAUAGGGUUCGAGUGACCGCAAAACGACCUGACCCGGUUCAUCUCUGCUGAACAUUUGGAAACCAUGCACUAGCAAACCCAACUGACUUCUGCUAGGUAGAGGCGUUUGUCUUAGAGAGCACGCGCAUGAGAGAGUGAGAGGGAACGAGAGCACAAGGAGAGCGAAGGAGAGAGAGAGAGAGAGGAAGGAUGAGAAAGAAAAAGAAUGCAAGAGAAGGAGAUGGAAUGACGGAGAGUUCUGGUGAGACACCCAGAGAGAAAAGGAGAGAGCAGGGUGUGGUAAGGAGAAGAGAACCAACAAUCGGGUCUGCAUUUUCUCAGGCAGUAGGCAUUCUGUAGUCUACACAGGCAACGUUUUCCGUGUUUGUCAGUCUGAGUCAUCACAAAGAGUCUUAAUUUUCUCAAACAAGCUGGCUGGAAGAAAACAGAAAGAACAAAACUUGUGAGGAGGGCAUGGGAGAUUUUCACAGCUUCCCUGAGCUCCUUCAGUUGGAAAGCUGCACGCUGACCUCACGUAGCGAGUGUAGACUGCACCUGCAAGUGGUUUGGGCCCCAUUCAGAACUCUCAGACUCUAAACACACACGUAGAUUGAUCUAAGGCAUGCUCCCAGCAUUUGUCCACCCACUUAGUCCACUCUGAGUCGAUUAACCUGCAUGCGGCCACUCCCAAGUCCACCCCGAUUAACUGAAGCAAAUACCAAAGCAGUUGGGAGUACAUAUGGUAGACAAUUUGCCUUAGGAAGUGACUUGAAUGUACAAAGAUACUCGAUGCACUUAUUUUUUAAUGUGAGACAGCAAGUUUAGAGAACAUCCGUAUAGGAUUAUAGCUACUUAAAGGAGCACGUGGGCGAGUGUGUGUGGGGGUACUUGCAGCUGAUCUGAUCGGUCCAACAGUUUGACGCUGAGUCAUGAGUGUUGAAUCCCACUUCGGUGCACCUGUGGCCUCUCUGCCAAACAAGUUGUGCCCUUCUCAGCUUCUUUCCUACUGCAAGUUCAAGACCGAAAUGGCUUCUAUGAUCAGAACUGGGAAAACAGUGAAUCUUAUGGUGGAAGAGGUUCUCAGCAGGUGUACAGUAUUUACCUUCCUUUGUCUUACAUUGGCUUUUUCAAUUUUCCAUUCAUUUCCACGUAAUUAUGGGAACAAGUGUACAGAAGAAUUUUUUUUUUUAGCUCUGUGAGAACUUUUCAUAGAUGAACUUUUUAACAGAUGUUUUCAUUUACAGGAAAUUGCAAAGAAAACUUUCAAGUGAUAGUCUUUUUUCUUUUUUUGAAGUGUUUCGUAAGACAAAAUUUGAAUAGUGUUUUUUGAAGUUCUGGCAAGAUCGAAGUCUGAUAUUGCAGUAAUAAUAUUUAUUGAAAACCCAUAACUACCAGGAAUCAUGAGACCUCCCACCCCUUGAUUCCCAUAACAUAAAAACCUGAGUCUGUGCUAUUGGAGAGUGGGCAAGAAUGGCAUGGAGGCUACUUUUCAGGGCCUUGGCAAGUACAUCACCCAGUGGUAUCCCACAAACUUCUUUCAAGAUCUUCAACUGUGAGGUGUAAGAGCCAAGUUCAAAGACCCCUAGCACAAGUUUGCUGUGGGAUUUUCUUUUUCAGAAAAAGAAAAGAAACAAUACAUUGAAAACAAAUGAAUUCUCAACUCCUGUGGUUCAUCAUGUAGAGUUUAGAGAAAAUUCCCAUCAUUGUCGUCACUGAACUACGAACCUGGGAAGCCAGAUCGUGAUUAGAGCUGAUGUCGAGUUUCAAGUUGCAGACCAGUGCACCCAGUGUUCAGAUAUGGCAAACUUCUCGGUGACAACCGUGCUGAGCUCUGUCACGUUACAUUUCCUGCAGACUCUCAGAUCUAUGGAGCAGAGAACAAUGACCUCAUUUUAUUUUCUAUGUUAUUUAUUUCAAAAUUAACAUUUUAGUUUAUUUUUGUCUGAUAAGUGUAUGUUUUGCACUGCUAACUACUAUGAGGGUUUAAAAAAUGCUUCUUUAGGGUCCCUUCAUGGAGGACCUAAGCAGUCUACUUAAUGCUGUGAAUUACAUUUUUCAGAUGUUUAAUUUUUUUUUAAAGGAAAUUAAUAUACUAUUUUUGUUAGGCUUCUCUAGAAAUUCAGCUUUUAUUUAUUACCCCCGUUUCUUUCAAGUCCUUCAAAAUAACACUUAAAGGGUAUAAAAAUUAACACGUGAUGGAAAAGUCAAUGUGACGAAAAUGGAUUUCACCGAAUAUAAACUUGUCUACUUCAAAUUUAUUUUAUGAGACAACCCAAGAUCCUCAAGAUAAUUAUUUCACGGUUAGCUGUUAAGUGGAGUUGGUCCACAUAAUGCAUGGGAAAAAAAUUCUAGCCUUCUUGCCAAAUCCAGACCUCUGGUUGGUUUUUCUUUGUUAGAAGAUGGAGUUACUUUCCAAUUUCUCAAAUUAAAUUUAUUUAACAUGUACAUUAUUUUGCUUUAAAAAAAAUACAAACAUUUUAGGAGAAUUAUAGCCAGUCUUCAGUUAUAACCACUCUACCCCACUCCCUUUUUUUUCUUUCCCUCUCUCUCUCUUUUUUUUCUGCUAUGGGAUUUAAUGGGAAAAAUAUAUAAAAACUGUCACUGGUCAGCUGGCUCUUUUUCCUAUGAAAUGUCAGCACCUUUCUCCAUCCAUUGUUCUCGAUGAUAACCACAGAGCCUGAGUAUACCAGGAAAACCAAUAUUUGCAUUACAGGUUGCUCCUGUCCUUCCAGACACCUUUCUACCUGUGUGACUAACCUAAUUUUGCUAGUUCCAUAAAUACACAAUUAGUUUAGUAACAGCCAUUGCAAUGUACCAUGUACAUUCAUGGUGAGAGCUACAGGUCGACACAGACUUCUAGGAGCUUUGUUCAAUACUGAUUACUUAAUCCAAUUGUAUAGAUUGAAUAUUUGAGUGGAAGGAAUUUACACUCCAUUUAGGUGAUGGGAUUCUACUGAGAUACCACUCACGAUCAUGACCUUUUUGGUAGUAUUCUUAAACAAAAUUCUGCAGAGACUAAAUGUUAGAGAUGAUCCUCCAUUUUCAAUUUUAACCAAUUCUGUCCCCUUUCUCAAAACCCCAAUCCCUGUGCAUGCUUUCUCAGUCUUGUGGUGAGACUGGAUACAAUGACUGACUUCCCUCCCCACCCCCACCCUGCCCUUAAGCACCAUUUUCCAUGGAGUUCAAAAAAAGUUUUUUUCCCUAACGUUACAUAUCAUAGUGAAUGGUUUCCCCAGUGCAUAUGAAUGUUUUAAGUGUCUCCAAUAGCUUACGCAGUCUAGGAGCUUUCCAAUACUCAUUUAAUAAGAUUUAAUCAUUUGCUAAUGGAAACUUUGCCACCUUCCAUUUUCCCUCUAUUACCAAAUUCCAGCUCUCAGGAGCUGGUCUACAAUUCUGAAAUUGCUUUUCUUGCUUCUCUUUAGUCACCUGUCACAGGAGGUUCCUGCUCAGUAAUGAUAUGGCGAGUUAGGAUAAUAACCUUUUUUUUGGCGCUUCAGAUUUAGGAGAAAAGAUCCUGUUUCCAUUUGAAAGGAACUGCAAGCUUUUAUCUUUUAACCAGCUGAACAACGCACCAACAGCAGCCUAGGGGUGAGCAAUGCUAUGAAAGCAAUUAGGUUAUUCACCUGGUAUUAAAACUGCUAUUUAAAGAAAUCUGUGACUUCAUGAAGUGAAUUGAAAAGGCAGCAUCAAAAACUGAAAAGGAAGGGGAAAAUAAAUAAAUAGCUUCUCUGCACUUGUUUGGAGCUCCCCGAAGCAGGAGCCACAGAGAAGAGGCGCCAAGGCCAGGCUGCCUUUCGAGAACACCCGCGGAGUUGAGAGCCAGCUCCCGGCACUGCAUGCAGCCCGGGAAAGAGGGUCUUGGGCCCGGCUGGCCGAGAAGCACUUCACACUCCUCUCUCUUGUUCUGAAUGGUGUUUGUGUCAGUCUGCAGCUGUGUAUGGUAUUAUGUCUUAUAAUCCUGCAUCACUUCUAUCCUAUCCAGUCAUAUCUAAUGUAGAAAAUUAGUUUCCAGUGAAAGUAAUAUGUAGUGCUUUUAUGAUAUUUGUGUGCAAUAUCCCCUCUUCCAUUGAGGAUAUUUGAUGUAAAGGAAAAAAAAAAAAACUCGGUUCCACAAUAAAAUACAAAAGUGGCAAAAGUU